Molecule: messenger RNA, 621 nt
Organism: Geosmithia morbida
Lineage: Eukaryota; Fungi; Ascomycota; Sordariomycetes; Hypocreales; Bionectriaceae
Product: Glycolipid transfer protein (GLTP)
Exons: 4
Coding region: 1-621 (206 amino acids)
Biological process (GO): ceramide transport; intermembrane lipid transfer
Cellular component (GO): cytosol; membrane; cytoplasm
Molecular function (GO): ceramide 1-phosphate transfer activity; ceramide 1-phosphate binding
Source: RefSeq, a predicted model, not a curated record
AUGUCGACUCCCGCAUUCCCCCCCGGCGGCACCAUUGUCCAGUCCUUCAAGGCCACCUUCAAGGAUGUGCCCGUGGACGCUGAGAAGGAGAACGCCAUUGGCACCACCGAGUUCCUCGACGCUGCCGAGUCGCUGACCACCAUCUUUGACGUCCUCGGUGGUGUCGCCUUCUCCCCCGUCAAGAACGACAUCCUCGGCAACGUCAAGAAACUCCGUGAGCGUCAGCUCGCUGCCCCCGCCGAGUCCACCACGAUCCAGGAUCUUGUCAAGAACGAGCUCGCCACCAAGAAGCACGUUGCCACAGAGGGUCUCCUCUGGCUCGUCCGUGGUCUCGAGUUCACCUGCAUCGGCCUAAGCUCCAACGUGGCCAAGGAGUCCGAGGAGCUUGCCGACUCCUUCCGCGCCGCCUACGGCACCACCCUCAAGCCCCACCACAGCUUCCUCGUCAAGCCUGUCUUCAGCGCCGCCAUGAGCGCCUGCCCCUACCGUGCUGACUUCUACGCCAAGCUCGGUGACGACCAGGAAAAGGUCAAGGCCGAGCUGAGGUCCUACCUCUUGGACCUCGAGAAGAUUGUCGGUAUCCUCAAAGGUUUCGUCACCAGCAAGGAUGCCAAGUGGUAA